This is a messenger RNA of Kalmanozyma brasiliensis GHG001, 2121 nucleotides long. RefSeq lists its product as uncharacterized. The coding region runs from base 1 to 2121 and encodes 706 amino acids. Gene Ontology annotation, biological process: mitochondrial seryl-tRNA aminoacylation. Gene Ontology annotation, cellular component: mitochondrion. Lineage: Eukaryota; Fungi; Basidiomycota; Ustilaginomycetes; Ustilaginales. The transcript has a single exon. Gene Ontology annotation, molecular function: serine-tRNA ligase activity; ATP binding; tRNA binding. The record is from RefSeq and is a predicted model, not a curated record.
AUGCCAUACGACGAGGCGGAUCUCCAAUGGCUCAGAGAGGCGCGGCAUAGUCUGUACACGCUCAACGUGAAGGAGAAGGAGCAAUCCAAACAGCUGAGGGACUUGACCAACGAGCUCAAUGAGCACUAUCAGUCGACUUCCAGAAAGGGAAAGGACAAGAGCACCAGUGCGAGCGACGAUCUCGGAACCGACAUUUCCGCUACUACUUCGAUCAAAGAGGAGCCGAGCAGCAACGAAGGCAACGAAGGCAAGCAAAAGUACAUCGCAGAAGUGAAGAAACGUGCCAGGAAGGUCAAAGAGGAGCUCGAGGCAACACGCAAGCAGCAAGACGAGCUUCGUUCACGAAGCGCGGAAGUGCGCCUGUCCUGGCCCAACCAGUGCCACCCGGAUGUCCCGCUCGGCCCCGAGCAGAAUGCGGUGUUGGUCUCUGUUCAAGACUCCCUCAAUAUCCUCCCCAAGGAAUUUGACCUGGUGAAGGAGCCGUGGAACAAGUCAGUGAUGCAAGCCAAAGACUUCCCCGACGGACCCGAGGCAGAUCCGAAACGCGAACAUCUUUCACUAGCGGCCACCGCCAGCGGAGCAGAGGUGGAUACGGUCUCAGGAUUGUUGACCACCGGAAGCUCGUGGCCGUAUCUGCUGGGAAGCAUCAGCUUGCUCGAGCAUGCCUUGUCGCAAUACGCCAUGUCGAUCGUGGUUCGCAAAGGAUUCUUGGCCGUUUCACCGCCCGAUGUCGUUCGAGCUGAUCUCGCGGAUCGAUGUGGAUUCCGCCCGAGGGACGAGAAGGCCAAGCAAACCUACUUUCUCGAGCCGACCAAAAGCAACAGCUCGGAUGACUCGGCAGAUCUCUGCCUGGCCGCCACAGCCGAGAUCCCGCUCGCCGGUUUGCUCGCAGGUCGUCAACUCGACGCUUCCAACAAGGGGGGCAAGCCAUCCUCUCCGGCCAGUGGUGCAUCCUCCUUGAUCCAAACGUCAGAGCUACCCAUCAAGCUUGCAGCGCUUGGGCAUGCCUUCCGUGCCGAAGCCGGCGCACGUGGAGCAGACACGCGUGGACUUUACCGUGUGCAUCAGUUCAGCAAAAUCGAGAUGUUUGUCGCCACAGAAGGCGACCUGCAAGCGAGUGAUGCCAUGCUCGAAGAGCUACGCACCAUCCAGGAGGAGGUGAUCGGUGGGCUCGGUCUGCCGUACCGUGUGCUGGACAUGCCCACAGAAGAGCUCGGAGCGAGUGCAUAUCGCAAGUACGACAUCGAGGUGUGGAUGCCGGGACGAGGAUCGUGGGGUGAGGUCUCUUCAGCUUCGAACUGCACGACCUAUCAAGCGCGAAGGCUGCGCAUCCAAAUCAGGAAUGCAGGAACAAACGCGAACGAUGUGAACGAUCCGGAACAUCCUACCGUGCAUACGCUCAAUGCCACGGCAGCCGCGAUCCCGCGUCUCAUCGUGGCUAUCCUCGAGAACCACGGCGUGGAGAAUGGCAAACUGGUGCUGCCUGAUACGCUCAAGCCCUUCUGGCUGGCGGGCGACAAAGAUCCCAACGUCACGUGGCUGUAUACGGGAAAAGCUAGCGCUGGCUCGCAGUCGAGCCUGAAGCGGGCGAUGACGCGCAUUCGCUCGAUCGCAAAGAGGAACGGCACGGAUGCGCCGACCAUGAUGGCCUCUUUCCUGGUCUUGCACGAGCUCACUGCCAUCAUCCCGUUGGCGAUCCUCUUCUACGUAUUUGGCGCGCUCGGCGUUGGGACAGCCGUCUUGCAGUGGCUUCUCGGCGACGCGGACGCCGCAGCUUCGCAGAGCGAGGCCGACUCGCAACCGCUGCUGUCUCGCUUUCGGGCUUGGGCACGUCUGAAGGAGCAGCGCUUCGAGCGGUACUGUCGAAAGAAGGGCUACCUCGGCUUCGAAAAGCAGGACAUCGAGUCGAUCAAUGCAGCCAAUGACCUCGGCGACUCGAGACGCUUUGCAGGCUCGUUUGCCAACAUGGUCGCGGCCUAUAUUCUGGUCAAGGCGCUGCUUCCAAUCCGCAUCGGUGCUUCGGUGGCGCUAGCGGGACCGUUCUCGCGUACCGUUCUCGAGCCUCUCAAGAGGCUGUUGCUCCGUCGCUCACCUGCGAAGACUUGCGUCUCCCCGUCGUGA